Lynx canadensis (Canada lynx) is the source of this 2537-nucleotide messenger RNA. RefSeq names its product solute carrier family 5 member 8 (gene SLC5A8). Gene Ontology annotation, molecular function: organic acid:sodium symporter activity. Lineage: Eukaryota; Metazoa; Chordata; Mammalia; Carnivora; Felidae. The record is from RefSeq and is a predicted model, not a curated record. The coding region runs from base 1 to 1836 and encodes 611 amino acids. The transcript is spliced from 15 exons. Gene Ontology annotation, cellular component: membrane. Gene Ontology annotation, biological process: propanoate transmembrane transport; sodium ion transport.
AUGGACGCGCCGCGGGGCAUCGGCACCUUCGUGGUGUGGGACUACGUGGUGUUCGCCGCGAUGCUGCUCAUCUCCGCCGCCAUCGGCAUCUACUACGCCUUCGCGGGGGGCAGCCAGCAGACCUCCAAGGACUUCUUGAUGGGCGGCCGCAGCAUGACAGCCGUGCCCGUGGCGCUGUCCCUCACCGCCAGCUUCAUGUCGGCCGUCACCGUACUGGGCACCCCCUCGGAGGUCUACCGUUUUGGGGCUAUAUUCAGCAUCUUUGCCAUCACUUACUUCUUUGUGGUGGCCAUCAGCGCGGAGGUCUUCCUCCCGGUGUUCUACAAACUGGGAAUUACCAGCACCUACGAGUAUUUAGAGCUUCGAUUUAACAAAUGUGUUCGUCUCUGUGGAACAGUCCUCUUCAUUGUUCUAACGAUUCUCUAUACUGGAAUUGUUAUUUAUGCCCCUGCCCUGGCUUUGAAUCAAGUCACAGGAUUUGAUCUGUGGGGUGCAGUAGUGGCGACAGGUGUGGUCUGCACAUUCUACUGCACACUGGGUGGUCUUAAAGCAGUUGUCUGGACAGAUGUUUUUCAAGUUGGGAUCAUGGUAGCUGGAUUUGCAUCUGUGAUUAUACAGGCUGUAGUGAUUCAAGGUGGGAUCAGCACUAUUCUAAAUGAUGCCUAUAAUGGUGGAAGAUUGAACUUCUGGAAUUUUAAUCCUAACCCUUUGCAAAGACAUACAUUCUGGACAAUUGUUAUAGGAGGGACCUUCACAUGGACCAGCAUCUAUGGUGUCAACCAAUCCCAAGUGCAGAGAUAUAUUUCCUGUAAAAGCAGAUUCCAGGCAAAAAUGUCUCUCUACAUCAAUCUUCUGGGACUCUGGGCAAUCCUCACCUGCUCAGUGCUUUGUGGGCUCGCCCUAUAUUCCAGGUACCAUGACUGUGAUCCUUGGACAGCCAAGAAAGUGUCUGCACCAGACCAGCUCAUGCCUUAUUUGGUACUGGACAUUCUACAAGAUUAUCCGGGUCUUCCUGGACUUUUUGUGGCCUGUGCUUACAGUGGAACAUUAAGCACAGUGUCCUCCAGUAUUAAUGCCUUAGCGGCAGUAACUGUGGAAGAUCUAGUUAAACCUCACUUCAGAUCACUCUCAGAAAGGUCUCUCUCUUGGACUUCCCAAGGACUGAGUGUGAUGUUUGGAGCUCUGUGUAUUGGAAUGGCUGCACUGGCAUCACUAAUGGGAGCUUUGCUGCAGGCAGCCCUCAGUAUAUUUGGCAUGAUUGGUGGACCACUUCUGGGCUUGUUUGCUUUGGGCAUUUUGGUUCCCUUUGCCAACUCAAUUGGAGCACUUGCUGGUCUUCUGGCUGGAUUUGUUGUUUCUUUGUGGGUAGGAAUUGGAGCUCAACUGUAUCCUCCACUGCCUGAGAGAACUAUGCCACUAAGCCUUGAAACCUAUGGCUGUAACAGCACAUACAAUGUGACAAAUUGGGUGACAACCACAGAAAUGCCAUUUUCUACUAGUGCUUUUCAAGUAUAUGGUGCUGAAAGGACUCCACUGAUGGAUAACUGGUAUUCUUUAUCAUAUCUCUACCUCAGCACUCUUGGAACUUUGGUAACCUUAUUCAUGGGAAUGCUAAUCAGUUUACCAACAGGAGGAAGAAAACAAAACUUAGACCGCAGAUUCCUACUAACCAAAGAGGACUUUCUUUCCAAUUUUGACAUUUUUAAGAAAAAGAAGCAUACUUUAAGCUAUAAAUCUCAUCCGAUAGAAGAUGGUGGAACUGAUAACCCUGCCUUCAACCAUAUUGAAUUGAACUUCACAGACCAAAGUGGCAAGAUCAAUGGGACUCGUUUGUGAAGCAGCUGUGAUAGUAGAUGAUCUUAAACAGUGUCCCAAUUUGAUAUAUUUUCUAAGAAAAUUGGGUCGGGUUUAGAUUUUUUUUGAAGGGGUGGUUCUAUAAUGAGUAAAGUUUGGGGGGAAAUUUUUGUUAAAGCAAAGUCUUGACUCUUCAGUUCCUAGACUCAGUAAUUGAUGCUACUCUGGAGUUAAGAGUUUCGGUGUCAGUGUUUUCCUCUAUUUCUCUUUUAUUUUAAUGAGGCUGCAGUUGUGAAAAUUAUGACCACAUAUGUGCUGAUAGAUUAAUACACACAUACUUAAUGGUCAAAAGCAUAUUCUUAAAUUUGGUCAUUUCCAUGCAUUUGGUGCUAACAUAUCAGUUUUAGGAUUUACCGAAAUCAUAAGUAAUACUGGAAAGAGCUUUCUCUCUUCUACUACAUACUCUAUUUUUUAGAAAACAAUGGGGUGACAGAUCUAUGUUAUCUAGAUCUUUGCUUCACAUUGAUCCAUAUCAGCUCUAUCAGGGAAUGUAUUAACCUUGGAACCAAUUCUGGCUCAGGAAGGUGAUAAUCAAGAAGCAUCCUGUUUGGGAUGGAACAAUGAUCAAGGUCUUCUUGGUGUUGUGUAUCUAUUCUUGUGCCUUUCAGCUAAUUAUCUAGAGCUCCUAACCAUUGGGGGCUUAUAUUGCCUUAGACUCUGGUUUUUUUGUUUUUUUUUUUUUU